CAUACUUAUAAUUUAUUUUAAUGUGGUUAACGGUUUUCGUGAUCAGAGAAGCGACUAUUGAUACUUUGUAAUUAGCAAAUAAUCUUACCCGUUUGCUUGAGUAAAAAAAAAAAAAAAAAAAAAAAAAAGAAUAGGUGGAGAAUAAAAGCCAUUCAGAUGGGGCAGCUGAUAAACUUUUUUAAUGCUUCUAUUGCAGUUCAAGUGAGCUGCAUUGUAUUUUUUGUUUGUGUAUUUAUUAAUGACAGUGUGUUUUAGGAAAAGUUCACAAUAAACGGUUCCAGUCUGUUUUGUGGGAUGCUUUACAGACGUUUUACCGCGAACGUGGUUUUGUUAUAUGAUUUUUCUAAGCUAGCAUGCAGUAUCCAGGUAACGGAGUGAUUUUCAACAAGGCAUCUGGUUAUAAUAGCUUGAAAUAAUGCAAGUCUAGCAUUAUAAAGCAGUUUACAUUACAAGGGCAUUGGUAAUGUUGCUAUAAACUUCAGUUGAAUUAAAUAUCUCCUGACACCAACUCCUAUAAAUAAAUGCAUUGCCUUGAACCUGGCCCCUUCAGCUGGUCUCGUUUCUAAUUCACCAUUGUUAUCAUUAGUUUGGAGCAUCGGCCAGUGCGUCUGCUAAGAAACCCACUGGCCGCUGCAGCCUUUUUUGUCCAUGGUGAGCCAAUGCUUUGACAUUGACACACAGACACACACACACACACAAGAAUGCUAACCCAGCAGAGAAGCAAGGAGGCGGUUUUCCUUUGUAGUCACUAAGGAAUGCGGAAAUGUUACUGCACAGUGUCAAACUUCUCCUAAGGGGGUCACGGCAUAGCCAGCCAGCGUGGGAAAGGGAAAAAACGGAGGAAUAAAGGAAUCGCAACCCACAUACCAGCAUUAAAAUAUUCUGGGUUAGAACUAAAAAAAAAAAAAAAAAAAAAGUUCCGUAAAGAGAAAUACAACUUGGUAGCUUAGGAGCUAAUCUAUACGCUUUGAUCUCCAAAAAUAACUUUUGCACUUGCACUGUUUUUGUUGUGUGUGUGUGUGUGUGUGUGUGGGAAGCGAAUCCCCAUUUUUGUGCUGAUCUGCCUAAAUUCCUGCUGAAGCUGUUGUUGCUGCUGCUGGAGAAUGGGGGCCCGAGAGUACUCUGCGCCUCUAACUGUGUGGCCCAGGCUGAGGACAGUAUAUGAUCAGUGAACUGUUUGCAAAGUUCCGUUUGCGAAGGAAGAGGUGCACCGGAGUGACGUUGCAUUCCACUUUGGAAUUGUCGAUUUGAAAUUAUGUCGAUCUGGUAAUUGGAAGAGGGCACAGAUACAAUCUUCGUGCGACAGUUUGUGAUUUUAAAACGGCUAUUGUAGACGUGAAAAUGCUUCACCUGCCCAACUGAUGUCUUUAUAAUAACUGCUGUUGCCCGCCUGCCUGGGACGCUGAUUCUUUCUACAACUCGUUCUAAAGAUGGAUAAAGAAAGCUCGACUCAACAGUACGAACCGGUUGCUGAGAUCGGCGAAGGAGCUUAUGGGAAGGUGUAUAAAGCACGGGAUUUGAAGAAUGGGGGUCGCUUUGUAGCCCUCAAAAGGGUCCGGGUUCAAACAGGAGAAGAGGGGAUGCCUCUCUCUACCAUCCGCGAGGUGGCAGUACUGAAACAGUUGGAGUCAUUUGAACACCCCAACGUUGUCAGGUUGUUUGAUGUAUGCACAGUGUCAAGAACAGACAGAGAGACCAAGCUGACCCUUGUGUUCGAGCACGUCGAUCAAGAUUUGACCACCUAUUUGGAAAAAGCUCCACAGCCGGGUGUGCCUCCUGAAACCAUCAAGGAUAUGAUGUUCCAGCUGCUGCAGGGUCUGGAUUUCCUUCACUCCCACCGAGUCGUUCACCGGGAUCUCAAGCCUCAGAACAUCCUCGUCACUGGCACUGGUCAGAUCAAACUAGCUGACUUCGGCUUGGCAAGAAUCUACAGCUUUCAGAUGGCACUUACCUCAGUGGUUGUCACAUUGUGGUACCGGGCCCCAGAGGUUUUACUUCAGUCCAGUUACGCGACUCCGGUGGACCUUUGGAGUGUUGGUUGCAUAUUUGCUGAAAUGUUUAGACGAAGGCCUCUUUUCCGGGGGAAUUCAGAUGUUGACCAACUGGGAAAAAUCUUUGAUGUCAUCGGUGUACCAGAAGAAGGGGACUGGCCAGAUGAUGUGUCCCUUCCAAGGAGUGCUUUUUCUCUGAGACCUUCAAAGCCCAUUGGGGAUUUUGUACCAGACAUAGAGGACCUGGGAAAAGACCUGCUGCUUCAAUUUCUGACAUUCAAUCCAACAAAGAGAAUAUCGGCGUAUAGUUCUUUAUCACAUCCAUACUUCCAGGACCUUGAGCGGUACAAUCAGAGCAUGGACUCGCACAUCUCUGCAGGCCAGACGACCACAGAGGAGAAUGCAGCAUGAACACGGCCUGUUGGAAGAUAUUAAAGCUUGAAGGAGCAUCUGGUUUGCUGGAGGUUUUAAAACUCAAACUUUGCCCUUUGGUUACUUAUUUCUUGGUACUUAAAAUAAAUUAAAAAAAGAAGAAAAAAAUAUUUGCCACAACACCAUGCUGCUUUAAGAAUAACUUCUGUAUUUUCUUGGGAUACAAGCAUUUUUCUAAAUUGUUUACCUUCUUAUGAACAAUGCAAGGAUCGUUGCAGCUCCACAUGUGUAACUGGAAGAGUGCUGGAGAUACAGAAGCUGCUCAGCACACCUACUGCCUUUCUGUCUUGAAGAUUACUGCCAAACUUCAAACACGGUCACUGCCUGUACCCUGCCAGGGCUUGUUUUUGUUUGUUUCUUUAGUUUAUUUUUUUUUUAGUCAAUGCCGCUGCUAAACCUUUUUUGAAACCUGUUCUUAGAAUGUUUAUUCUACGGUAAUG
Polyodon spathula (Mississippi paddlefish) is the source of this 2863-nucleotide messenger RNA. RefSeq names its product cyclin-dependent kinase 6-like. NCBI's taxonomy places the organism in Eukaryota, Metazoa, Chordata, Actinopteri, Acipenseriformes, Polyodontidae. The record is from RefSeq and is a predicted model, not a curated record. Gene Ontology annotation, cellular component: cyclin-dependent protein kinase holoenzyme complex; nucleus; cytoplasm. The transcript has 8 exons. Gene Ontology annotation, biological process: regulation of cell population proliferation; regulation of gene expression; protein phosphorylation. Gene Ontology annotation, molecular function: cyclin binding; ATP binding; cyclin-dependent protein serine/threonine kinase activity. Bases 1431 to 2402 code for a protein of 323 amino acids.